Cryptomeria japonica (Japanese cedar) is the source of this 1269-nucleotide messenger RNA. RefSeq names its product arogenate dehydrogenase 2, chloroplastic-like. The transcript has 2 exons. The record is from RefSeq and is a predicted model, not a curated record. Gene Ontology annotation, molecular function: arogenate dehydrogenase (NADP+) activity; prephenate dehydrogenase (NADP+) activity; prephenate dehydrogenase (NAD+) activity. Lineage: Eukaryota; Viridiplantae; Streptophyta; Pinopsida; Cupressales; Cupressaceae. Gene Ontology annotation, biological process: L-tyrosine biosynthetic process. Bases 136 to 1269 code for a protein of 377 amino acids.
UUUAUAUUUUUCAAAUCUCGUUUAAAAGGAUGUCAACUUUGAUAUCAUUCUCGCAAAAGAAGACAGAUCGAUUUGGAUGAGUUACGGGAACUGUUUCUGCAUAUCUUGAGUGUAAAGUACGGAAGAAGUUUGGAUAUGGCUGCUUCAAUCAAAAUUUCCACUGUUUCCUUUCAUUCCUCUCAGCUUUGUUCUGGUUUCAGACAGCCUUUAAUGCCAACAAAAAUAGGAUAUCCAAAGUCAGUAGUUUUGGUUUCUCAGAAGAAGAAACAAAAUGAAAAACAGUGUCGCUUUCCAAGCCCUUUGAAAGUUAUAGCUUUGGAUGCUGCACAGCCAUUUGAUUAUGAAUCCAAGAUAAGUAACGAAAUUGAGAAGUAUAGAAAGUUAAAGAUUGGCAUAGUCGGGUUUGGCAAUUUUGGUCAGUUUCUUGCAAAGACCAUUGUCCAGCAAGGUCAUACAGUAUUGGCUCAUUCUCGAACAGAUCAUAGUGAGGUUGCACGCAAGAUGGGGGUUUCUUUUUACAUGGAUCAAGAUGAUUUUUGUGAAGACCAUCCUGAGGUUAUAUUGCUAUGUACAUCAAUCAUAUCAACAGAGUCGGUGUUGAGAUCAUUUCCAUUUCAAAGAUUGAAAAGGAAUACGUUAUUUGCAGAUGUUCUUUCAGUCAAAGAAUUUCCACGUAAUCUCUUUUUACAGGUGCUUCCCUCAGAAUUUGAUAUAUUGUGCACUCAUCCUAUGUUUGGUCCUGCGAGUGGGAAAGCUGGGUGGAGUGGUCUUCCUUUGGUCUAUGAUAAGAUUAAGAUUGGAGAAGGGUUGAGAGCUGAGCGUUGUGACCGGUUUCUGAAUAUAUUUGUAAAAGAAGGCUGUAGAAUGGUUGAGAUGUCCUCUGCAGAACAUGAUCGCCAGGCGGCUGAAACACAAUUCAUUACACACACUGUUGGGAGGAUGUUAGCGAAAUUGAAUUUGGAAUCCACCACAAUAAAUACUAAAGGAUAUGAGUCAUUACUUCGUAUUGUUGAGAACACUUGUGGAGACAGCUUUGAUCUUUAUUAUGGUUUGUUCAUGUACAAUGUUAAUUCAACAGAGAAGUUGGAGAGAUUAGAAAUGGCUUUUGAUGCUCUAAAGAAACAGCUUACAGGCCGGUUGCACAAGAUUUUAAGAACACAGCUAUUCGAUGGGAUUGCCAGGGGAGAAGUGUCUGAGAAAAAUUUAACUCUUGCAGAUCUGAAAAACUCUAGCCUUUCGGACACUGCAAUUCCACUAAGAACAAAAUAA